Messenger RNA from Helicoverpa armigera (cotton bollworm), 942 nucleotides. RefSeq lists its product as uncharacterized. The record is from RefSeq and is a predicted model, not a curated record. The transcript is spliced from 3 exons. The coding region runs from base 150 to 869 and encodes 239 amino acids. NCBI's taxonomy places the organism in Eukaryota, Metazoa, Arthropoda, Insecta, Lepidoptera, Noctuidae.
UCUUUCUUGACUUGUUUUUUGUCUUGCGUGCAUAGUUCGCUCGUUGUAAUUUAGUGCAAUUUUAUUUAUAUUUUAUAAGCCUCUGAAACAUAUUGUGCUUUAUAAUAAUAACUGGUCAGUGGGUCGUCUUAGGGGCGGACUACUUUUCAAUGCCUCGCAAACCAUGUUAUUGGACGCGAAAGUUAGAAUUAGAGUUAGUUGCGUUUGUUCGAGAAAGGGAUUACAUAUGGCGCCCCGUCGGCAACACAAAUCACCAUAUUCAGCAGAAAUACAAAGCUUACGCUGAGUUUGCAGCUAGACUGGGCCGUGGAUUUACUGCUCGCUCUGUCCGUGAUCGUUGGGUGAACAUCAGGAGUACUUUCAACCACAAUCAUCGCAGAGUGGAAAGGUCCAAGCUCAAAGCGAACACUGCGGCUGACAUAUACGUUCCAUGCUGGCCUUUGUGGAACCCUUUGCAGUUCUUAAAAGAUGUUUGUAAGCGGGAAGAUCUGAAUUAUGAGAAAUUUGAACCUGCUGCCAGUGAUUUCAAAGAAUUCUCAAGUAUUCAAGUUAAAAAAGAACAACAGUCAGAAUUAGAAAAUGAUUUUGAAUUAAAUAUUCGCCAGAGAAGUCAGCGCACAGAUAGACCACUUCGCAAACCAAGAGUUAUGAAAAAAAGCAAUAGAAAAUCAAAAUGCAAGCAGGUUAUCGAUGACCUUCUCAUGGCUAUGAAGCCUAUGGUUUCUGAACCAUUACCAGAUCAGAGCUACUGGUUUUUCGGGAAACAUAUUACGGAAAGACUGAAUUGUAUGAGGAGGAUUGAUGCUGAAAGUGCAUGUCAUGAUAUCUUGAAUCUGUUAAAUGAAUGGCAGCAAGAUGAUCCAACGUAAAAUGUCAUUGUCUUGAUUUGGUCUUGAAUUUACUCUGUGGGUCUAGCCUAAAACAAACUAUAAAAGUCAAAGU